UGGUGUCAUGUCCCCUCCAGUGUUACAGCUGCAGCUGAGGAACAAAGCUAACUCACUGAGCUUGUGGCAGAACCUGGAAGCCGUGCAGGCCAGCGGCCUGCUCACCAAGUUACCACAGAAAGAAAUCAUAAUGCAGGAGACCAUGUUUGAGCUUGUUACCUCAGAGGCAUCCUACUAUAAGAGCAUGGAAGUUUUAGAGACUCACUUCCUACGAAACCCUGGUUUAACCAACACUCUCAGCCAGUCCGACAUGCAUUUUCUCUUCUCCAACAUCGAGGAAGUCAUGAAAACCAGUGAAAGGUUCUUGAUGGAUCUUGAGCAUCGAAUUGAGAAGUCUAUUUUGAUUUCUGAUGUGUGUGACAUUGUUUAUUACCAUGCUGCAGAACAUUUCAGCGUCUUCAUCAAAUACGUCACUAACCAGGUAUACCAGGAGCAGAACUACAGACGCAUUUUAGAGGGAAACCAGGCAUUUCGGGAGACCAUGGCUGCACUGGAGAAACAACCAUGUGUCAGGGGCCUGUCCUUUACCUCAUUCCUCAUUCUUCCUUUCCAGAGGAUCACAAGACUCAAGCUGCUUGUACAAAAUAUCCUGAAAAAGGCAGAGGAAAACUCAGAGAGGGAAGCAAAUGCUAUAAAAGCACAUCAGCAACUGGAGCAGAUUGUGAAAGAGGGUAACGAGGGUGUGCGAAAAAUGAGUCGUACUGAAGAGCUUAUCAGCAUGAGAAAACUGGAGUUUAAAUCCAAGUCUGUGCCCAUAAUUUCUCACUCACGCUGGCUGCUGAAGAAGGGAGAAGUGCAGUUAAUGACGGGACCUAAGAGCACUAGGACCAUGCGCAGUCGUAAGCUCUACCAACCAGUCUACUUAUUCCUUUUUAACAAUCUGUUGCUGGUCACCAAGCGCACCUCUAGUGGGGACAAGUUCCACGUCCUUGACUCCUGCACGCGGGCAAUGUUGAGGACUGAAGAUCUUGAAGACCAGGGCCAGCUGUUGGCCAGUGUCUUUAAUCUUAAGCUGCUGGAAAACCAAGAGGAGCGUCCAGUCAACUACAUGCUCAAGGCCUCUAGUAUGAGCGACAAGCUACGAUGGAUGUGUGCUCUCACUCCUAACCGGCGCACACGCUUUAUGUCUACUAGUGCCCACCAAACAGACACCCCACAGGUGCAGUGCAUUCAGUCAUAUUCAUCUCAGGAGCCAGAUGAACUCUCUAUUGAGAUGGCGGAUGUUUUGAACCUCCUAGAGAGAACAGAUGAUGGCUGGAUGAUGGGUGAAAGGCUCCAUGAUGGCGAAAGGGGCUGGUUCCCUAGUCGAGUAGUAGAGGAGAUCCAGAGCAAGGAGGUCCGGGCUCAGAACCUAAGGGAAGCCUUUAGGAUCCAGCAGGCUCAGGAAGUUGGAGGAGGCUCACAAACUGGAACCAGGAGUGGUCAAAGGGCAGGGAGACGCACCCCAAAGGUCUCCAGCUUCUCCAGUUCUUGAAUUGAUUAAAUGGAGGAGAACAGUGAAAUAAAGCAGUGAAUUUCUAACAGUAAGGAAUGUCACCAUUCAGGGCCGUAUGCACUAAGAGAGAAAUUAUCAGGAUACUUGUGUUUUAAAUACCAUACAAUAACAUAUUGUCCCUUUGAUUUUCACUUAGCAGUGGAUGGUUUUAAAACACCACAGUUUUGGUCUUGGUGAUCUGGGACAAGUGAUCAAUGUGCUUGAGUCAGUAACCUAGUACAAGCGAUGCUGCAUGUCUCAUAUAAAUGUAUAGUGAAGGUGUCGUACUAUAUAGGCUCACACACUGUGGUGGUUAAUCCAUGGAGCAAAGCUCUGUGUUUGAUUGGGAGCUUUGUGUGGGGCAAACCUAAAAUUGUUUGUAAGAGUACUGUAAAUAUCUCUCAGCUGCAUGCACACUUUUUAAAACAUUUAAUGUUUUUUUUUUAAUUUAAAAACACCUUUCAACACUGAAUUAUUGCCCAUACCAACAAUACAAAUUGUUAAGUGUAUGGUGGCCCUGAGAACUAAUUGCACUGUAACAUAAUAAACACACAUAUAAAGUAAAUCAAGAAAAUAUUGUCCUCAAUUUGGCAACACAAGCAGCAUUUUAAAAAAUGCUCCGAAAACAGAAAACACAACCAAAUACAGAAACAAUGCAAGUCACAAAGAACACAACAGAGCUAACAAUGUUAGAUUUUUCUUUUCUUUUAAUAUUUUGAUUGCAUGAUACAGAUAUCACAUGCCAUUAAUUGAAUUUGUAGGCUGGAAAUCAGUUAAAAGUUAGCGCAAGGUAACAGUAAAUACCUGCAAAAAUAUUUGAAUCCAUCCAUCCAUGGAUUGGAUUGGGGGGGGGGCUAUAAUAAUCAAAAUAUUAAAAUGUACAUUGUUAGCUCAUUUUAUAACUACAACUAAUUGUGGACCUCCUCUGCCACACCACACACCAUGUGCCCAAGGUGUGUUCAGUGUUCAGGGUCCCAUGAAAAUCUUUUGUAUUACGUAACUCUAAAAUGCAGUAUUUCCGUCUUUGGUUGUUUUCUCCAACCGUUUUUGGCUGUGUUCUCUCUUUGCAGCAUUUUUAAGUGUUGUCAGAUUGAUCAAGAUGUUUUCUUCUUUCACUGGAGUUUUGUUUGCUUGUGUGCAAAAUCACAGUUAUUGAAAAAAUCAGUCUAUGAAUAUUCAUAUGAAAGCAUGUCAGUUAAAGUGUCACUCCACCCAAAACAUAUCUAUUUAGUAUGAACACUAAAUACAGUCACAUGGUUUCUGGCUGUAAAGGGUUGUUCCAUUAUGGAGAACAGUGACAGUAUUUAGUCUGGGUUCACAGCCUUUACUGUACAACAGUGUUAGGACAACCAUAGAAUAGUAAUGACAGAACCCAGUGUAUGAUAUUUUUAUGAGCCCUAUUAACCUUGAGAUACAUGCACAAGUUCGCACGCGCACGCGCACGCACGCACACACACACA
Molecule: messenger RNA, 2934 nt
Organism: Monopterus albus (swamp eel)
Lineage: Eukaryota; Metazoa; Chordata; Actinopteri; Synbranchiformes; Synbranchidae
Product: ephexin-1-like
Biological process (GO): activation of GTPase activity
Molecular function (GO): protein binding; guanyl-nucleotide exchange factor activity
Source: RefSeq, a predicted model, not a curated record